Molecule: messenger RNA, 2328 nt
Organism: Mycotypha africana
Lineage: Eukaryota; Fungi; Mucoromycota; Mucoromycetes; Mucorales; Mycotyphaceae
Product: glycosyl hydrolases family 31-domain-containing protein
Exons: 8
Coding region: 1-2328 (775 amino acids)
Biological process (GO): carbohydrate metabolic process
Molecular function (GO): hydrolase activity, hydrolyzing O-glycosyl compounds; carbohydrate binding
Source: RefSeq, a predicted model, not a curated record
AUGUUACAGUCAGUAUUGAAGAGUAUUGGUCUCGCACCGGUUGGAGAUUACAUUCAACCACGUUUAUCCAUUGGAAAUGCUGUAGCGAGUAAUGAGUUCUCUACAGGUCACUUCACCAUACAAAUUGACAGUGAAAAGAUGUGCUUAAUGAUAAAAAACGGUCAUGGACGCAUCAUUUGGAAAUCGUUGCAUAAUAUUCCUUUCCUUUCCUCUUCAGUUGGUAAAGAUACCAUCAGUCCCGGCGACAACGGCGUGUUUAGAGUAACUGAGCACGAUGAAAAGCCUACAUGUAUUCAAACAAUUACAAAAAUCGAAAAAGCAGACGAGUCGACUGUCAAGAUUUAUGGUGGGCUUGGACCAAAGCUUGUUGUACCCACUCACAUGGACUAUGUGAUGACGUUCAGAGAAGUGUCACACCGCCAGUUAGAGUUUUCAAUUGAAGUUACGCAACGCGAUCCUGUUAUGCAAGAUUAUGCUCGAUUAUUUUUGACAUACGAAACGAGAGCAGAGGAACACUUUUAUGGUUUUGGUGAACAGUUUUCCAAUACCUCACUCAAAGGACAUAAAGUGCCCAUUUUAGUCAGAGAGCAAGGAGCUGGAAGAGGCGCUCAUUCAAGUGCAUUGUUGAAGGAAUCUGCUAUGAGUAUGCUUGGAGGAUAUGGCACAGCAGAUUUGUACGCGACUUAUGCCUCUGUUCCACAGUAUAUUUCUAGCGACGUUCGUUCGCUGUUCCUCGAAAAUACUGAAUACAUGAGCUUCGAUAUGACCCAACCGGAACGCGUCACCAUUCGUUUGGAAUCAGACAAAAUGAAGGGUCGGAUAUUGGACGGUAGAACCAUGUUGGAUCUUUUGACUGAAUACACUUCCUUUGCAGGCAGAAUGAAGACCUUACCUGACUGGGUCUCUCAAGGCGUUAUCGCUGGUAUCCAUGGUGGCAAAGAUAGAGCCCGUGAUUUGGUUCAAAAUCUUCGUCUUCACGAUGUUCCAACCAGUGCACUUUUCCUUCAAGAUUGGACUGGCGAGCGCUUGACAGAUGCAGGUCGUGGAGUCCGCUUCACCCGUCAUUGGUAUAACUGGGAGAGUGAUGAAGACUUUUACCCUGAAUUGGACAACUUUAUACAAGAAUUAGCUGACAAUGAUAAGGGAAAGAUCCGUGUUAUUUCUUACGUUAAUCCCAUGUUGGUGGACACAGCCAGGAAGCCUCGUUAUCGUAGAAAUCUGUUCUUAGAAGCCCAGCAAAGCGGGUAUUUGGUGAAGGGGCGACAGACAGGAGAUAAAGCUCUUACCAUCAGAUUAGGAAAUGACAUGUUGGCAGGUUUGAUCGAUUUGACUAAUCCAGAAGCACGCGAAUGGUUCAAAGGUAUUUUGAAGGAGCAAGUUUUCAGUCACGGCAUUUCCGGUUUAAUGGCAGAUUUAGGAGAACAUUUACCUUGCGAUACAGACAGGGUCACUUUACAUUCUGGAGAAUCAGUAGCAACUUAUCAUAACCGUUAUCCUGAAGAAUGGGCUAAAUUGAUUCAGGAGGUUGUAAGUGAGCUCGGCAAAGAAAGUGAAGCAGUUUGCUUCUUCCGUUCUGGAUACACGCAUUCUCCUAGUUAUAUGAAUUUAUUCUGUACCGGUGACCAGAACGUUACUUGGGAUCAAUAUCAUGGUAUCAAAAGUGCAGUAAUUGGUAUGCUCUCAGGUGGUUUCUCCGGCUUUUCUGUCACACACUGUGAUGCAGGUGGAUACAAUACUGCUUCUAGUAAUAUCCCUGGUAUCAAAAUGGUACGUAAUAAAGAGUUACUCUUUAGAUGGAUGGAAUUAGCUUCUUGUACAGCCGCCUUUAGAACUUCUGAAGGCAUCAUCCCUUCAGUAAACGCACAAUUUUAUGACGAUGAUGAUUCGUUUGCACAACUUUCGCAUUGCGCCAAGCUGUUUAUCGCUUUCUCAGACUAUCGAAGAGUCGCUUUACGUGAGGCUUAUGAGAGAGGUUGGCCGCUUUUGCGUCAUCCUGUUCUCUAUUAUCCAAAUGACAAAACAGUACGUGAAUUGAGUUAUCAACAAUUUUUCAUGGGCAGCUCCGUUAUGAUAGCUCCAGUACUUGCUCCAGCAACUGCCUACGUCAAGGUCUAUUUCCCGAAGGAUGCUCAAAAAAUCAGUUGGCGACAUAUCUGGACAGGCAAGUAUUAUCCUGGUGAUGGCUCUUAUCAAACAAUUGAUGCACCUAUUGGGCAACCUGCUAUAUUUAUUAAAGAGCCAAGAGAUGAUGAUAGCUUGCUGAACAGAUUGAUGGAUUAUGCAACAACUUAUUAUCAGCAGAAAGCGCAUCCCCCUGCUGCCCAAUAG